Molecule: messenger RNA, 2252 nt
Organism: Telopea speciosissima
Lineage: Eukaryota; Viridiplantae; Streptophyta; Magnoliopsida; Proteales; Proteaceae
Product: L-type lectin-domain containing receptor kinase IX.1-like
Exons: 1
Coding region: 18-2252 (744 amino acids)
Biological process (GO): protein phosphorylation
Cellular component (GO): plasma membrane
Molecular function (GO): carbohydrate binding; ATP binding; protein kinase activity
Source: RefSeq, a predicted model, not a curated record
AGCCUUUAACCAAAAUCAUGGCUCAUACCUCAUCAUCAAGGAAUUCUCAUCUCCGAUCUUCAAAGUUUAAUUUCAUUCUCUUUCAGGUCUCAUUGUAUUUCUUGCUUUUAGUAUCUCCUGCAACAUCAUUAAGCUUCAAUUUUUCCAAUUUCACUAAAUCAGUAGUGUAUAAUGGAAGCAUCAUACUCCAAUUAGAUGCACAACUCUAUGAGCCAAUCAUCAGCCUCACAAAAAAUCGACAGGAUCAAAAUAGUACAAAUAGUACGGGUAGAAUGUUGUAUAAUGCUCCCGUUCAGCUCUGGAAUUCGAAGACCCUAACGGAUUUCACCACCAAUUUCUCCUUCACUCUCAGAAAUCCCUUAGACUACCACAACUGCGCCUCCCCUAACAAGACUCUCUGCAUUGGAGAUGGGCUUUCUUUCUUCCUUGCUCCCUUUGGUUACUUCAUUGCUUCCGAUGAUUCCACAGUCGAAGAUGUAAGCCUGGGAAGUGGUGGUCUGGGUCUGUUCAACAACUCAGCAACUCAGAAGAUCGUUGCAGUGGAGUUUGAUACUUUUCAGAAUAGAUGGGACCCAGAUAACAGUCACAUAGGUAUCGACAUAUCUUCCUUCUUAUCUAUUAAAACUAGUUCAUGUAAUAGUAGAUUUUGGAGUUGGAUGAGAAAUAAUGCUAUCCCUUGGGAGGCUUCGGUUAGUUAUGAUUCAAGUUCCCUAAACUUGAGUGUUGUAUUGACUUGUUCUGAUAAAACCAUUCCUUGUGAGAUCUGUAGCCUUAACUAUAAUGUUAAGCUAAGUGAUUAUCUUCCAAAACAAGUGACUAUUGGGUUUUCUUCAACCAAUGGAAAGGCCUACGAAUUACAUCAGCUUAACUCCUGGGUUUUCGAUUCGACUUUGGAACUGGAAGUUAGUUCUUUGAAAGAUUUUAUCGCACUGGCUGCGGUCGAAUUUGCCAUAGCUACUCUCUCGGUUUUGUAUGGUAUUUACAGGUGGAGAAAUUAUCGAAAAAAGAAAGCAGCAGCAGAUGUAGUGGUUUUAGAUGUGCCGACGGGGCCUAGGGAGUUCUCGUAUGCUGAAUUGGCUGGAGCAACUAGUUAUUUCCAUGAGACACAAAAGCUCGGAGAAGGAGGAUUUGGAGGUGUUUAUAGAGGCUUCUUGAGUGAUCUCAACAUGGAUGUAGCUGUGAAGAGGAUUUCUAAAGGAUCUAGACAAGGGGAAAAGGAAUAUGCAUCGGAGGUGAAGAUCAUUAGUCGAUUGCGGCAUAGGACCCUUGUGCACCUUAUUGGUUGGUGCCACCAACGUAAAGAGCUACUUCUUGUGUAUGAGUUCAUGCCCAAUGGAAGCCUUGAUUCCCAUCUAUUUCAAAAUAGGGGAUCCUUGGCAUGGGAAUUGAGGUACAAGAUAGCUCUUGACUUAGCCUCUGCAUUACAGUAUUUGCACGAAGGGUGGGAUCAAUGCGUCGUCCACAGGGAUAUUAAAUCGAGCAACGUAAUUCUUGAUUCCAACUUCAAUGCUAAACUAGGUGAUUUCGGUCUGGCUAGGGUUGUUGAAAAUGUGACAGAGUCACAAACAAAUAAUGUAACCAGUCCCAUGGGAGGAUGGCUUGUGGAACAUGGGAAAGGGACACAGACAACCAAUGUAGCUGGUACCAUGGGAUACAUGGCACCUGAAUAUGUUUUUACUGGGAAGGCUAGCAAAGAAUCUGAUGUCUUUAGCUUUGGUAUCGUUCUAUUAGAAAUUGCUUGUGGUAGAAAGGCCAUUGAGAAGACGGCUGACCCAAGUGAAGUUUGUUUGGUAGAAUGGGUUUGGGAUCUGUAUGGAAGUCGAAAGCAUCUCGAAGCGGCUGACCCAAGUCAAUGUAUGGAUGCUGCUGAUAAGCAGCAAUUAGAGUGCCUGAUUGUGGUUGGGCUAUGGUGUUCUCAAUCACACUUCAAUCUUCGACCUUCUAUAGGGCAAGCUAUUAAUGUUCUCAAAUUUGAUGCUCCAAUGCCCAUUCUACCAUAUUGUAAGGAGCCUGUUUCUUCUCCAUUCAAUUGGAGGAGUACAUUCUCGAUUACACCUUUCCAGGGUUCUACAGAAGAGUCCGGAUCACGUCCCUACAUGGUGACUGCCCCAACUCAUCUCCCACCUUCCCCCUCUACAGAAUGUGACAACAAUUCAUACCCAAUGUACGUCCAAAAGCAGCUGGCACCACUGAAUCCGCCAAGUGAAACAUGCCAUCUUCUUCAGCUUCAUCUGCCUAGUCUUCCCUCUUGA